Molecule: messenger RNA, 1038 nt
Organism: Athalia rosae (coleseed sawfly)
Lineage: Eukaryota; Metazoa; Arthropoda; Insecta; Hymenoptera; Athaliidae
Gene: Nup37
Product: nucleoporin Nup37
Exons: 4
Coding region: 1-987 (328 amino acids)
Cellular component (GO): nuclear pore outer ring
Molecular function (GO): protein binding
Source: RefSeq, a predicted model, not a curated record
AUGAUUAACUCUACUGUCAUGGAAGAAGUCUUGGAAUCUCCACCUACGUACAAGCUUAAUUUGGCUGAGCAGAUUUAUUGCGUUGAACUGUCACCUUACGAAUGGUCGCAGCAUUUGAUAUGCGUGGCCCUAACCGGCAAAAUUACCAUUGCCAUAAUCAAAUUUCAGGACGAAGACGAUGACAUCGAAGACAUUGAUUAUAAUCCCAUUCGAACAUUUCACCAUGAAGCCAGAGCUCAUGCCCUUUCCUGGAGUCCAAGAACGUCCCUAAGUGUUGUGCCAAAAAUUAUUGCAUUUGGCGUGGCAGGGGCAGAUUUCAAAAUCCGAUUGUACAACAGUAAUUUGAAUGAGCUCAAUACCUACCAGGUUCUAGAGGGCCAUAAGGAUUACGUCAACUCUAUUGCUUUUGAACCUGAAGGUGAUAUCCUAGCCUCAGUCUCAGACGAUCACACCUGUAAGCUUUGGGACAUAAAAGAGGAUAACAAAUGCCAUGUCACAUUCUACCUGACUUCGCCAGGAGUUACUGUCUGUUGGCAUAAAGAAGAGAUCGGUAAACUAUUAGUUGCUGAAAAAAAUGGACUUAUACGAAUGUACAACGUCAUAAGCCAGCAGGCAAUAUUAUCUCUUGAUGCCGGAGUUACACCUUUGAUGGCUGCAGAUUGGGGCCCAAACCCACUCAAAGUGGCAGCUUUAGCUGCUGGGGAGCUGUUGGUAUGGGAUGUAUUGAGACCAAGUCGUCCUGUGGAAUCUAGUUUGUUACACGUAGAAGGAGGUCAGAUGAUCAAAUUUUGUACUUCGGGAGAAAAUACCAUAGCUACUAUUGGCAGACCAGAGAAUUGUGUAAAAGUGGUCAACUUGAAAUCAAAACAAGUAAUCCUGAAUGGCAAAGUGCAGCUGAUAGGUGGACUUAGCUGGCACCACAAGUUGCCUUAUCUAUGUGCUGGCAGCGAUAGGGAAUUAUAUUUCUGGAAAGCAAAUGUGAAAUGAAUUUUGUCUCAAGCCGAUUGUUUUAAUAAUAAAUCCGAAGUCCCAAACCGA